Messenger RNA from Emys orbicularis (European pond turtle), 382 nucleotides. RefSeq names its product serine peptidase inhibitor Kazal type 2 (gene SPINK2). The transcript is spliced from 4 exons. Gene Ontology annotation, biological process: spermatid development; negative regulation of serine-type endopeptidase activity. The record is from RefSeq and is a predicted model, not a curated record. Lineage: Eukaryota; Metazoa; Chordata; Testudines; Emydidae. Gene Ontology annotation, molecular function: protein binding; serine-type endopeptidase inhibitor activity. The coding region runs from base 1 to 267 and encodes 88 amino acids.
AUGGGGGCGUUGGGUUGCGUCGUGCGCGUGAGCGCUCUGCUGCUGCUCCUCUGCGGGGCGCUGACAGGGAUCCUCCUGCCGCCGCCCGCGCGGGCCGCCGCCGUCACCUCGCCAAAAUGCUACUUGUAUGGUUUGCCUGGAUGUCCAAAGAACUUUAAUCCGGUUUGUGGGACUGAUGGGCACACGUAUCCAAACGAGUGUGCACUUUGCCUUUCAAACAGGGAAAAUAGGAGGGAUGUCAAAAUUAGCUGGAAGGGAUACUGCUAAUAUGAUAGUAUUAAACUUUGAAGAAUAUGGAACAGAUGAAAGCCAAUCUGAAGAGGAAACAGUGUCUUAAAUCUGCCUUCUAAGUAGUUUAGUCUAAUUAAAUAAAAUGCCUAUU